AAAACAAUCUGUUACUGUUACACCCAUCCACCAUCUCAAACCACGAGUGAAUGAAGAAAAGACAACACCGCAACACUGUCCCUUUAAUCGCCAUGACGCAGCGAAAGAGGGUGUGUGGGAUAGAGGCGAGGUUGUGGUUUCUCUUGAGCAUGUGGGACUAACUGACCUUCAUUGCAGCAAUACGUGUGUCCUGAAGGAGUCACUAUUGCAGCCUUUCCAUUCGCCUGCUGUCCCCACCUUUACCUGCGCAACCACCAGGAAAUCCUUCUUCUUUCUUAGAACAGAAAGAGAGAAGGAGAAGGAGACUCAGAGAUGGCAUCCGAGAGUUCAGUCACGUAUUUUGGCGAGGAAGUCCAGUCUGAAGUUUUAGAACUGAAACCGUCCGCACCUCUCCUGUCAGAGCUGAGGAUUGUGCUCCUGGGGUGGAGGUGGCCUGGGAAGAGUUUGACAGGGAACACGAUCCUGGGCAGGGAGGAGUUUCAUGUCGAGAGGGCAGCGGAGAUCUGCGUAAAGAGAGAGGCAGAGGUGGCCCAGAGACAAGUCGUCGUCGUGGACACGCCCGGGUGGUAUACAGAGCUGACCACUCCCGCGGCUUUCAAAGAGGAAAUUGUGCGCAGCGUGUCUCUGUGCCCCCCAGGACCCCAUGCUUUCCUGCUGGUGAUUCCCACCGGGAUGUUCACCGAGAGCGACAGGACGACCGUGGAGGAACUUCUGCGGCUCCUCGGCGAUCAGGUCUGGAGGCACAUGAUUGUGGUCUUCACGUGGGGCAAUAUACUGAGGAAGAGGACCAUCGAGAAGCACAUUCAGGUGGAAGGGAAGGCACUCCAGUGGCUGGUGGAGAGCUGCAAGAACAGACAUCAUGUUCUCAACAACGACUACUUGAGGGAUAACAAGCAGGUCGUCAAGCUCUUGGAGAAGAUAGAGGACAUGGUGGCAGUCGAAGGUUGCUAUUCCAGCACGGUUGAGGAAAAGGGCUUGCCCAGCGAGAAAGAAGGAGAACAUGGACCCAGCGCAAUUGUCCUGGAGUAAGAGAGCGUGAAAAGUCACAAAUAAUUCAUGGGCAGAAGAGGUGAGGAUCUAGACUGGCCGUUGAGGGCGUUAUCAUUCCGUUCUGAAACCGACCCCUCAUUAGAUGAAUUACUCAAGCCGCACCAAUGAAAAAAGUCUUAAAGAAGAAAAUACAUCGCAUCAUCUGAGUAUUAGAACAUUCCCUGCUAGCAAGCAACAGUUGUGGGCCUUCUGUAAUGAAAACCUUGAAGGAAAGAUGAUUUAAAUUAAUCUUAUAUGUAGUUACCUGGUGUUUCUCACACCUUGAUUUAGGAUAUACAGUAAUGGUGUUGAACUAUUAGGUCAGCCUCUCUGCUUGUAUGCUAUGAAUGAAUAUUAGUGCUUAUAACUGUGAAUUCCUUCCCAGUAUCUGUAAAGGGGCAUAUUGCUGAGGAGUUAGCAGAUUGCCUAUGUGUUAUAAUUGCUUUUUUCUGGAGUGUAGAGUUGAAAGGACAAUCGAGGUUUGUUUCCGAUCAGCUAUGACAGUGACCUCAAAGGCCACCUUCACACUAAUGGUCGCUGUAAUAAUAACAACUCAUCAAGUCCUUCUGUGACAAUAAUUAGGAUUUGUACUUUUCCAUGUACAUAUUAUGCAUAUGUUGCAAAACAGGAUAGCACUCCUUUUCCAUAGUUGAAUGACCUAAUUAGAUGAGUGAAAGGCUAAUAUAUAAAUUAAUCGAGUUACCUAAUAUUUUUAUGAUCAAAGCUGUAGUCAAAAUACAGUAGAUAUAAUGUACAUUCUGAGUAAGACACUGUUCUUAGUUUAUUGUAUUUAACUUAUUUAAGAUGGCAAAGAAACACUAGAGGAAGGAUUCAGAAAUUGUAAGAUAAGUCUUAAUGAUGAGGCUUUUUUAUCAUAGUUUUUAUCAUUAAACUGUUAUAAGAGAGAAACUGUUGGUACUUUACCUUACAUGCAGUUGUUGUUUUCAGUUUUAUGUGAGCAGUUUCAAUAUGGCCACUUAUCUGUUGUAGGGAUUGUUUCCUUUAGCUCAAAACAGCCACUUGAAACAAAUCUGAUCAUAGCCUGUUUGUUCAAAUUUUGUAUAAGGAAACAAGGCUUUGUGGUGGCCAGUUUUAAUAUUAAACAAGUAAAGCAAAGCUUUGUAAAUGGAUGUGCCUCACACUUACAGUACUUGACCCAAGACUUACUUAUACCUGGUUCUACUCCCAGUCGUGGACAUUUUUAAUCGGGACCUGUUACGCUUUGCCAGCCCUGAAAAAUCAAAUAGUUUGGUGAACUUUGUGUGUUGAAUUUGUAGUAGUAUUUAUUUUCAGUUAAUGUACCACACUAAACACUGAUAUUUCUUACAA
This is a messenger RNA of Lepisosteus oculatus (spotted gar), 2358 nucleotides long. RefSeq names its product GTPase IMAP family member 4 (gene gimapl). NCBI's taxonomy places the organism in Eukaryota, Metazoa, Chordata, Actinopteri, Semionotiformes, Lepisosteidae. Gene Ontology annotation, molecular function: GTP binding. The record is from RefSeq and is a predicted model, not a curated record.